Messenger RNA from Zasmidium cellare ATCC 36951, 1128 nucleotides. RefSeq lists its product as uncharacterized. The record is from RefSeq and is a predicted model, not a curated record. NCBI's taxonomy places the organism in Eukaryota, Fungi, Ascomycota, Dothideomycetes, Mycosphaerellales, Mycosphaerellaceae. The transcript is spliced from 6 exons. Bases 1 to 1128 code for a protein of 375 amino acids.
AUGCUCCUCUUCCGGUACAUUGUCGGUGUUGUGGUAUUUGUGCUCGAGGUGCAGGGGGCGAUAAUUCGAUCUCAUGGCAACGUCCUGGCUCCACGACAAUCGCAACUACCAUCUCUAUCAACAUGUUCGCAAUCCUGCAUUGCACAGGGCUUGCCAGCAUCGGGCUGCGAUCCCAAGGACGUAGCAUGUCUUUGCACCAGCGUGCCGUACACCAAUGCGGUCACGGCUUGCUUGACUGCCAACUGCACAGUGGUUGACUCCCUGGAGGCAAGAAGAUACUCUGCAAUCACCUGCGGAGAACCAGUCCGUGAUCACAGUGAACUUACCAAGCGAGUAUCCUGGACGAUGUUCACACUCGCUACGAUUGGCCUCAUCUCCAGAUUCUUGUCCCGACUUCCAGCUUUAAACGGCAGCGGCUUUGGCUGGGACGAUUGGACUAUUCUCCUCUGCUGGAUCUUGCUGAUACCUUCUGAUGGUAUACUCACCUCCAUGGCUGAUACUGGGCUCGGGCAGGACAUCUGGAUAUUGUCCGACCCAAAUCAUCAAAUUACCAAGAUCCUGUACCUCUUUUAUGUGUCGGAGUACACGGGAACGUGCGUCAACCUGAAUGCUCUGAUCUUCGCAACCGCGGCGAUCAACAUCAUCCUCGACUUUGCCGUCAUUCUCCUCCCGAUUCCGAAGCUAUGGUCGCUCUCCAUCGCCACGAGGAAGAAGGUCGCCGUAUGCGUAACUUUCUGCAUCGGCCUGUUCGUCACGCUGUGUUCGAUUAUCAGACUGAGGACAUUGGCCGUUUGGGGCAGCGCACCGAACGUGACCUGGCUAUACAACCCCAUCGCCAUAUGGAGUAACACAGAGAUCAACCUGGGCGUGGUGUGUGCUUGUAUGCCUGCCAUUGCUGGUCUGAUCCAACGUUCUUAUACUCUGACUACUGGGAAGAAGUUCAGUAGUUAUGGUCGACAUUCAGCAAUGUUGAGGAGUGGAGGGCAGAAUGAGGACCGCAAUUACGAGGUCCGAUUGAACUCAUUCUCUGAUGGGUCGGCCAAAUACCAUGGUUACAACGAAGGUCGUCUGCUGAGGCAGGUCGGCCCACUACUGGAGGUGAUCCAGACAUGGCGACUCGAGACAUGA